This is a messenger RNA of Caenorhabditis sp. 36 PRJEB53466, 1106 nucleotides long. NCBI's taxonomy places the organism in Eukaryota, Metazoa, Nematoda, Chromadorea, Rhabditida, Rhabditidae. The record is from the annotation of a GenBank genome assembly.
AUGACGGGCACUACGAACGUUCUGAAGGCGUGCACUGUCUUCUCUGCCGUCUCCAUUCUCGUUUCGCUCCUUUUCACCACUUUCAUGUACACCGAUCUUCAUGAAUUCCACGGAGAAGUCGCCGCGGAACUUCAUGGAUUCAAGGUAGGAGCCGAGGGACCAAAAUGCGUUCAGUUUAGAGUUCUUUUUAGGAUAUUUAUAAUGAUGCGUGGCUUCUGAUCACGAAAUCCUCAUCCAACAAGUUCCUCUCGUCUUCCGACGUGGAGAGGAUCUUCAAGAGAAGUUCGGACAAGUGCAACUGCGGCGAGAAAGCGGCAAACUGUCCACGUGGACCGCCGGGACCACCGGGAGAGCCAGGAGAUGAUGGAAGCAACGGAGAGCAAGGACCGGACGGACGGGAUGGGCACACUCCUUCGGAUGAGUACGGAGCCGCACAAGGAAACGAGAUAUCUUGCCCAGCUGGACCGCCCGGAGAACCGGGACCAGAUGGAAUUCCAGGAGAACCAGGAAGAGAUGGACAACAAGGAACGGACGGACAACCUGGAAACGAGGGACCGGUUGGACCGAGAGGACCGCCUGGAAACAAGGGAAGAGACGGAAAUCCAGGGAGAGAUGGAAACCCGGGAAGACCGGGAAGAGACGGAACUCGUGGAGUCGGACAGCCAGGUCAACAGGGACAACCCGGACAGCGAGGACCUGCAGGACCACGUGGACAGCCAGGGAACAACGGAAGACCGGGAGAGAACGGGGACCAGGGACCGGCUGGACAGCCCGGAAACGACGGAGAGCAAGGGUCGGACGGAGUGGUCGGAAUGUGAGUCGACGGAGGGAAAUAGAAAUACACACACACACGAUUGAUGAGGGCACAUUCGAGACAUCGUAGAUUCCUGUUUGAAUGGGAUAAGAGGGCACAUAAAGGUGGCCGGGGGUCUCCCGCCUUUUCAUCAUUCCACGCGCUUCUCAAUUGUUCUUCUUGCAGCCCCGGAGAGCCGGGUCUUCCUGGAUCCGAUGCCGCCUAUUGUCAGUGUCCGGAGAGAUCGUCGGCAGUCGAAAAGACCUCCUCGGGCUACAAAGUGCGUCGUCGUCUGGUCACUCACGCCAACUGA